Molecule: messenger RNA, 2355 nt
Organism: Larimichthys crocea (large yellow croaker)
Lineage: Eukaryota; Metazoa; Chordata; Actinopteri; Sciaenidae
Gene: adka
Product: adenosine kinase a
Exons: 11
Coding region: 118-1248 (376 amino acids)
Biological process (GO): purine ribonucleoside salvage; purine nucleobase metabolic process
Cellular component (GO): nucleus; cytosol
Molecular function (GO): adenosine kinase activity
Source: RefSeq, a predicted model, not a curated record
CUACCGAGGGAGGCACACUUUGAACCUGUGAGGCUGUACUGAGGGCAGGACACAGGCUCACGCCCCGCAUUUUGAUUCCCACAGGUUGCGGUGACUGCAGCGUGCACACAGUCAGCCAUGGCCUCAGACGAACCUAAAGCAAAGAAACAAAAACUCUCGGAGGAGAAAAAGGAGGAGGAGAAGAAGACAGAGACUCCGAGUGAAGAGACUCCCGUCAAACUAAGCGCUAACACACUCUUUGGAAUGGGAAACCCCUUAUUGGACAUCUGUGCUGUAGUGGACAAAGACUUCUUGGACAAGUACACUCUGAAACCCAAUGACCAGAUCCUGGCAGAGGACAAACACAAAGCACUAUUUGAGGAGAUAGUGAAGAAGUUCAAAGUUGAGUACCACGCCGGGGGAGCCACACAGAACUCCAUAAAGGUUGCUCAGUGGAUGAUCCAAGAACCUCAUAAUGUGGGCACGUUCUUUGGCUGCAUCGGCAAAGAUAAGUUUGGAGAGAUCCUGAAGCAGAAGGCUGAGGAGGCCCACAUCGAUAGCCACUACUAUGAGCAAGAUGAAGAGCCCACAGGCACAUGCGCUGCUUGCAUCACCGGAGAUAACAGGUCCCUGGUAGCUAACUUAGCUGCUGCUAACUGUUAUAAGAAGGAUAAACAUCUAGACCUGGAAGAAAACUGGAAGCUGGUGGAAAAAGCAAAAGUCUACUAUAUUGCUGGUUUCUUCCUGACUGUCUCCUUGGAGUCCAUCCUGAAAGUGGCGAAGCACGCGUCUGAAAAUAACAAGCUGUUUUGCCUGAACCUCUCUGCGCCCUUCAUCUGCCAGUUCUUCAAGGAUAACCUCAUGCAGGUCAUGCCCUACGUUGACGUGCUCUUCGGCAAUGAAACGGAGGCAGCUGCAUUUGCUAAAGAGCAAGAGUUUGAGACCAAGGACAUUAAGGAAAUUGCCAAGAAAGCCCAGGCUUUGCCCAAAGUCAACACAAAGAGGCAGCGGGUUGUUGUUUUGACCCAGGGGAAAGAUGAAACUACCAUGGCCAUGAGCGACAAGGUCAAGACAUUCCCCGUACUGAAGAUUGACCCCAAGGACAUUGUUGACACCAACGGUGCAGGCGAUGCCUUUGUCGGAGGAUUCCUGUCUGAACUGGUGCAGGACAAACCGUUGGAUCAGUGCGUGAAGGCGGCACACUACGCCGCCAACGUCAUCAUCAGACAAGCAGGUUGCACCUUCCCAGAAAAACCCAACUUCAAAUGAGCAGUCUGGACAACUUGUCCUUCACCCUGAAACCUCAUACUCAUCCUGCCGCACACGACUGACUUAUAAUUUCCACAAUUUUCAACAAUUUUCUGCAAUUCUCAGUCCUCAUCAUUUUUUUUAAUCCGUCCAUUUCAUCUACGCACAAUUUCUUAUCAAUGUUUAGUUGGGUACCUCCUGUCGUGUCUCCUUGAUGUUGUCCACUUGGGGCCACUAGACGAUCAGCGCUCAAGGGAAGAUAUGUUUCUGUGUAAAUGACCGUGAAGAAAUCAUGAUAACACCAGGGCAUGUGAUAAUUGUGCUUUACCUAAAGGAUCUAAAUUUUGAUGUUUUCAUGGACAGUCAUUUUGGGAUUUGUUUCUAAGACACCCAUCAGACUGCUGUGUUGACAUCUCACAAAGUGUCUUCCCCUUGGAGACUGAAUCAACGCACAAGAAGUUACUUCCACAUUGGGAAGACCCAUAACACGUCAACAGAGGACACCACUGUCAAAGGAGGUUUGGAUACUGCCGUAAAAUGUGCAGUAGUGAUUCUUUUAACUUUUUUGUUUUAAAGAUUAAUUAUUCCAGAUUAUGAAUUUUGACUUGUUUUAAUUAAUUUAACAGGCCAGUCAUGAAACCAAAUGGGCUUUUUUUCUUUUAAGUGCACACUUUGUUUGAAAUGUGUCAAAGUCUCUGUCCUGUGAGUGAUCACUGUUAAAUGUCAACUGUAUACAAAUGUCAACUGUAUUGUGUCAGUGAAAUUCAUAAGUUACCUCGACGUGAUAUAUGAGCUUUAUUCAGGCUCAUUUUUAUUCACCCGAGUUUGUGUUAUAGCGGUCUGCACAACAUUGAAUACUUGAAUACAACUAUCCUGAAUAUAGACAUACUCUCUAAAUGUUUCAUCAUAACAGGCAAGAAUGUGCUGUUUUUUCUGAAUACUACAAGAGAUGAUGUGAAUCUUGUAUGUGUAUUGUCCUUCCAGUAGACUGAUUCUUUCUAUGUUCAAAUACACCAAAAUGCCUUAUGUGACAUUUUAUCCUGGCUCUCAGCAGCACUGAAGUUGCCCAUCUCUGUGCGCAACUGAUGAUUCUGAAAAUUCACAAAUAAAACUUUCAGUGUUGAUCCU